AAAAAUUAAACUCAGCAACUUAUUAUUCUUAGAGAGAGAAAGAGAGAUAUCCGAACACCUUCCUAUUUAUAACUACCACCACGCCCAUAUCGAUCGAACGAUCGAUCAAUCGAUCGAAACCCUUCCCCCCCUCCCCCCCUCUCUCUCUCCAUAAUCAAAUCCCCAAUCACGCCCCCGUUCCCCUCCCCAUAAUUAGCACUCACGAGUUUUGCCAUUUUUGGCCCAUUCCCCAUCGAGUUGAGGGGUUUUGCUUCCGCAAAGGGGGUAAUUAAUGGCGGCGGCUGCGGCGGCGGCGGAGGACGCGAUCGCGGUGGAGGCGGCGGCGGCGGAGGAGACAGAGGAGUCGGAGUACGAGAGAGGGGUGAAGAGGCUCGUGGAAUUGCUCUCGAAGCUGAACCCCUCGGCCAAAGAGUUUUUCCCCUCAUCGCACGGUGGGAAGCGGGGGCCCGAUCGCCGGCUCUCGCCCGAUGCGCCGAUCUACGUCGCGACGAACGAUAAUUAUUGUAGUAAUUACCCAAUUUUUGAUGCAAGUGGUUACAAGGAUUUGAGUAGCAACGGCCAGCAGAAUCGCAGGAGGAGGAAUGGAUACAACCAGGGAAGGAGAAGAACGAAUGAUCAUCGGGCGCGAAGAGCUGAAAGGGAGGAUAGCAUUCGGCGAACUGUAUAUGUUUCUGACAUAGAUCACAAUGUGACUGAAGAGAAGCUAGCUGAAAUAUUUGCUUCUUGUGGGCAAGUUGUGGACUGUCGGGUUUGUGGCGAUCCACACUCAGUUCUAAGGUUUGCGUUUGUCGAGUUCUCUGAUGAAGAUGGUGCAAGGGCUGCAUUAAGUCUUGGUGGGACCAUGCUGGGUUACUACCCUCUUAGAGUCUUGCCAUCCAGGACUGCCAUUUUGCCUGUGAAUCCCAAGUUCCUUCCACGAUCGGAGGAUGAAAAGGAAAUGGUUGUAAGGACAGUUUACUGUACAAACAUAGACAAAAAGGCUACUCAAACAGAUGUACAGGCUUUUUUUGAAGAAUAUUGUGGUGAGGUUUCUCGUUUGAGGCUUCUUGGAGAUAAUGUGCAUUCCACACGUAUUGCAUUCGUCGAGUUUGUUGAUGCGGAAAGUGCGAUUGCAGCUCUGAAUUGUAGCGGCAUGCUUUUGGGUGCUCUUCCUGUCAGGGUGAGUCCGUCGAAGACUCCGGUUAGGCCGCGGGUACCUCGAGCAACAUCUCACUGACUCCGGCUCGGAAAAGCUUUCUGCGGGCAAGAAAAGCACAUAAGAGGCUUCUUCAGGAAGUGCUUUUUGUCAGCAAAGAGACCAGUUUCUACAACGGGAUGCGACUUCCGUUGAUCUUUGAUGUUCAAAUGAGAGACUUGCGUGCCUCUCCAACCGGCCUAUUUUUGUUGUCUUGGUUUUUUUUAAAAAAUUUAAUUCGUUAGAUUCAAGUUCAACUAUUAGACAAUCUUUUGUAGCCAACGGAAGUUGCUUUCUGUGGCUUUUAUCUUAUCCUAUUUAUCUGACAGGUAAGAAAUUACCUAAACAAAAAUUAACUAGAAAUUCAUGCAUAUUUUCUCCUCUUUUAACUAUAUAUAUUUAUAUACAAA
This is a messenger RNA of Ananas comosus (pineapple), 1584 nucleotides long. RefSeq names its product polyadenylate-binding protein-interacting protein 8-like. NCBI's taxonomy places the organism in Eukaryota, Viridiplantae, Streptophyta, Magnoliopsida, Poales, Bromeliaceae. The transcript is spliced from 10 exons. Bases 272 to 1216 code for a protein of 314 amino acids. The record is from RefSeq and is a predicted model, not a curated record. Gene Ontology annotation, molecular function: RNA binding.